Adineta ricciae is the source of this 291-nucleotide messenger RNA. The record is from the annotation of a GenBank genome assembly. Lineage: Eukaryota; Metazoa; Rotifera; Eurotatoria; Adinetida; Adinetidae.
AUGCACUCAACAAUUGUUUUUACAUUAUUCUUGGCCUUAUUCAUGAUCACUUUCAUCAACAUGGGCAAUGCUCGUCAAAUACGAAUGGAUGACGAUGAUGAUGAUCUCGGAAUCGAAAUAGCAGAUGCUAAAGCGCGCUCAUUUUUGGAUUCGGAUGAAGAUUUUAUGAAACGUGCCGAUAGUAAUUGUCCAAUUUGUAGCACGUUAACACGCAGUCGUUGCUGUGCACCGAACUUAUGUGUGAAAAAAACAUUUCAUAAUGAAUGUAUCAAAAUCAAAACUGGUAAAUAA